CAGCAUUUGUGCAUGUGAAAAAAAGGAAAGAAUUUCUGUAUUCUCCGCCAAGUCAACUACACCCAUAACAUUAACUCUCACCACCAGCAGUCCAUCCAGAAAGAACAAAGCUAGGACAUCGUAUAGACAGACUAGAAGUUGCCAAAGGUUCAAUACGCCUGAUACCCGGUCGCGAUGGUUCUCCGAUUAAUCCAAUCGCCGCUAAUCCGCCAUAGCCUCAGUCGGGCUUACUCAACUCCUGCUCCUUCCCCUAACUCGAUGCCAUUGAAACAAAUCUUGUUGGGUGGAUUAGCAGCUGGUGCAGGCAUCUGGGCAUACGCUUCCAUGGGAGCUUCACCAUCGGAAGUCGAAAAAGUCCAGGAAACCGCCACAAAACCAGCUACAGCAAGUGCCCUCAGUCCCAAAGAAUGGAGGAACUUGAAGUUAAAACAAGUGAUUCCUUACAACCACAAUACUUCUACAUUCAUAUUCGAACUACCUAAAGGGACCGACUCUGGCUUGCACGUCGCGUCAUGUCUCAUCACCAAAUCAGUAGCUCGGGAGGGACCCACAGCCUGUAAUGAUGACAAAGGAAAACCUGUUAUCAGACCUUAUACUCCUAUAACCCCACCUAAGCAGAAGGACACCUUGCACCUGAUGGUCAAGAAUUACGUCGAAGGAAAGAUGACCAAUCACAUUUUCAGCUUGAAGCCUGGAGAUCAACUAUCAAUGAAGGGUCCAUUUCCGAAGUGGCUUUACAAACCUAACGAGUUCAAGACAAUCGGAAUGAUUGCUGGUGGAAGUGGGAUAACUCCCCACUGGCAGAUCAUUCAGGAGAUCGCGUCUAACCCCCAGGACAAGACGAAAGUCGUGCUACUCUUUGCCAAUCAAAAAGAGGAAGACAUUCUUCUUCGCGAAGAAUUCGAACGUUUAGCCAAAGAGAAACCCCAGCAAUUUUCGAUCAACUUUGCUCUCGACCAACCACCCAAGAACUGGCCCAGCGAGUUGAAGGGCUACUUGACCAAGGAUGUCUUGAAGUCCAAGCUGCCUUCGCCGAGCCUGGGUUCGGAAGUUAAAAUCUUCGUAUGUGGGCCACCGGGACAAGUUGCGGCAGUCGCCGGGCCAAAGGACGACAUGGAGCAAGGAGAACUCAAGGGGAUGCUCAAAGACCUCGGGUUCAGUCAGGACCAGGUUUACAAGUUCUGAACAUUUGUGGCCCAUGUCACAGCCCCUACAAAACGAGAAACAAACGACUUCACCUUGGCACUUGAAUAGAUUGUACAUAAAUGAAAGCCUAUUUUCAAGUUGUUGUUAUGAAUGUGAAAUUACACAGCACUUUGAACUUCUGUCUUAUGACGCCUACCAUACACCUUCAUCCCCCCUCUGGUGUGUGGGUGGGAGUGAUAAAUUACUGGUAUGGUACAUACACAUCUUCCUUUUUUUCGAAAUACAAAGGUUG
Puccinia graminis f. sp. tritici CRL 75-36-700-3 is the source of this 1438-nucleotide messenger RNA. RefSeq lists its product as uncharacterized. Gene Ontology annotation, biological process: ergosterol biosynthetic process. Bases 175 to 1185 code for a protein of 336 amino acids. NCBI's taxonomy places the organism in Eukaryota, Fungi, Basidiomycota, Pucciniomycetes, Pucciniales, Pucciniaceae. The transcript has 11 exons. Gene Ontology annotation, molecular function: cytochrome-b5 reductase activity, acting on NAD(P)H. The record is from RefSeq and is a predicted model, not a curated record.